GAGCGGAGCGCGGCGGGAGCGAGGGGAGAGCGCGCGGUGGCUCGGUUCGUGCGCCCCGCGCCCCCCGCGUGGCCCCGCGUCCCGAGCGCGGUCCGGCCUCCCAAGCGCGCCGUCCCGGGGUGCGCUGAGCCCGGCGAGCCUCGGGAAGCCGGAGAAAGGGAGGACAGGGGGGGAAACCCCAUGGCCCGGCCCGUGUCCCGCACCCCGUGCGGUGGCCUCCUCCGGCACGGGGUUCCCGGGUCGCCUCGGGUCCCCGCGAUCCGGAUGGCGCACGCGGUGGCUGGGGCCGGGCCGGGCUCGGGUGGCCGGAGGAGUCACCACUGACCGGGUCAUCUGGAGCCCGCGGCAGGCCGAGGCCCAGGAUGAGGCGCUGGAAGGCGGCGGCCCUCGUGUCGCUCGUCUGCAGCUCCCUGCUGUCUGUGUGGAUGUGCCAGGAGGGCCUGCUGCUCGGCCACCGCCUGGGAACCGCGCUCGCCCCGCUCCGACGGCCGCCGCGCACCCUGGACGCGCGCAUCGCCCGCCUGGCCCAGUACCGAGCUCUGCUGCAGGGCGCCCCGGACGCGGUGGAGCUUCGCGAACUCUCUCCCUGGGCCGCGCGAGCCCCGGGGCCUCGCCGUCGGGCGGGCUCCCGGCGUCGGCGCGCGCGCGCGCGCUCAGGCGCGCGGCCGUGCGGGCUGCGCGAGCUCGAGGUGCGCGUGAGCGAGCUGGGCCUGGGCUACACGUCGGACGAGACGGUGCUGUUCCGCUACUGCGCAGGCGCGUGCGAGGCGGCCGCGCGCAUCUACGACCUGGGCCUCCGGCGCCUGCGCCAGCGGAAGCGCGUGCGCCGGGAGCGGGUGCGCGCGCACCCGUGCUGCCGCCCGACGGCCUACGAGGACGAGGUCUCCUUCCUGGACGUGCAGAGCCGCUACCACACGCUGCAACAGCUGUCGGCGCGGGAGUGCCGACCCAGCUCUCCUGCAGAGUACCCAGGCCGAGGCAGACCUUCGAGAACAUUCUCCUUGGGAUGGCCAAACCUGGAAUUUGCUCUAUCAAAUGUCGACACGUGAAGGUCUUGUGGGCUCCACUGGUGGCGCCUGUGCAGGGAACGAGUACACGCACGCGCAGUCCUGCAGCUACCCGCAGGCCAUCAGGAUGGGUUUCCUUCCUGGGUGUGCCAGACAGUGCCACCGUCACGCCCAUCUGUGCGUGCAUGCCUGUGUGCGUGCAUGCACGUGGGCCGUGCCCUGGAGGCCUCAGGACUUUCUCAAACACUGAACUCACGCGGAAUGUCGGGGUCCCCAGCUCUGUCACUGGGGACAGUGGUGGAAGUGGGGGUUCCUAGUGUCCUAAGAGAAAGGGGGAAGGAAAUGGAAGAACAGAGGGCUGGGGAGAGGGCUCGGUGGGUGACAUGCUUGCUUUGCGAGCCUGAGGAGCUGACUUGGAUCUUCAGAGCCCACGUGAAGAGAUGCAGGCAACACAGGUGGCAGCACAGGAUGGUAGCCACAGGGCAGGAGGCAUUAGGAAGAUAGGGAUGACAGGAUCUCCGGAGCCGGGGAUCUCCGACUAGCCAGCAUCCCGGAAGAAGAGAGCACCAGGUGCAGCCAGAGAGCAACUGAGGAAGCCAGCGCCACCAGCCUCGGCCCCAGCAGGGACCGGCACAGAUAGGACACAGGCACGCGCAUGCGCAGUGCCCCCUCCCCAUCUCUUCACUGCGUCUCUCAGUGAGACCGCUUGCGCAGAGGAGAGAGAAAAGGCUGAGACGAAGUGCCUUGGUCCAGGCCUGUCACCCAAGCCACCGAGAGGCACAACGAUGGGGGUACUCGGCCCCAUCUCGACUUGAAGGCCCACCUGAGACUGUCUCAAAAGCCCAACAAAGAAAAUAUGCCGAGGCCUCAGCUGUGGGUGACAAACGAAAGUGCAGUGGGCUUCCCGGGGCCCUGUCUAUCUCCUUCCUCCAGCUAAAAAUACCCGUUUCUCACUGCCCACCUCCCCGCGGGGACAGGUCUGGGGCGCGUGCCAGCCCCAAGCCGGCGCCUGCCCAGCAAGGCUGGGUCCCCGAGGACCUGGGCCCUGUAUCCUUAAAACCUUGGCUGGGCGUGGAAGGGCAGGGUUGCGGGUGUCUCUCCUUGGUGUCACCUCGAUGCAUGGCAGGUUGGAGGGUGCCAGGCGGUGUCGGCGUCCCAGAGAUCGGGGUGAAGGGGGCUGCGGGUCCCACGGGGGAAUGGGUGGGGAAGGGUGAGCCCACUUUGGUCCCAGCUUGCUAUGACCUGUCACCUCCAGACACUCAAGCUGGGAUUUUAGUGGGUGUCUGUCCCUGUCCAGCUCUCCCAGUGAUCUGUGAGCUGAGGACAGACACAGCUCUUCACCAGAAUCAACUCCGGAAGGUUUCUCAGGUGCUCGGCAGAGAUUGGAGGUGCUGGCCCCAGCCCGUGGGUGUUCUCUGUGGAGGUGGGGGUCAGGGCCAGAGUCUGUCCAGCUUCUUCAGAGGCGAAGAUAGAUUUCCCGCUUGGUUUCAGCAGAAUCAGCCAAUGCUGACUGAGAGGCCAGAAUCCCCACAUGCUUUGGAAACCCCUUAGUGAUUAUUUCUGGCCUCAGUUUCCCCAGGGUGGUCAGACCACGGAGCCUGUGCUCCCUGAGGGUCCCGUGCGUGGGGAAGCAGGCUCCCACGCAGGCCUGCAGGGAGGCUGGCCUCCUGUCUCCCACCCACUCCAGCAUGCCAGCCGGGAAGCAGGGUGGAACCCACCGGGAGAUGGAAAGGUAAACAGUAUCUCCACAGCCUCGGCUCUGCCCCCCGGGCUAGGGAGCCGCACAGGGCCACCCACACAGCUGAGCAUCCCCAUCACAAACACUCCCAGUUUGUGUCCGAGUGUCGCCAGGAAAACACAAGGUCACCUUGGGUGAAUGCGUAGUAAG
This is a messenger RNA of Meriones unguiculatus (Mongolian gerbil), 2895 nucleotides long. It is a transcript of the gene Nrtn, whose product is annotated as neurturin. Gene Ontology annotation, molecular function: receptor tyrosine kinase binding; growth factor activity; glial cell-derived neurotrophic factor receptor binding. The record is from RefSeq and is a predicted model, not a curated record. Lineage: Eukaryota; Metazoa; Chordata; Mammalia; Rodentia; Muridae. The transcript has 4 exons. Bases 363 to 1049 code for a protein of 228 amino acids.